This is a messenger RNA of Propithecus coquereli (Coquerel's sifaka), 1962 nucleotides long. RefSeq names its product keratin 9, type I (gene KRT9). Bases 1 to 1962 code for a protein of 653 amino acids. Lineage: Eukaryota; Metazoa; Chordata; Mammalia; Primates; Indriidae. The transcript has 10 exons. The record is from RefSeq and is a predicted model, not a curated record. Gene Ontology annotation, molecular function: structural molecule activity. Gene Ontology annotation, cellular component: keratin filament.
AUGAGCACCAGACAGUUCUCGUCCUACUGGAGCCGCAGUAGCGUUGGCGGCGGCGGGGGCAGCAAGAGUGGCGGCGGGGGCAGCAUAAGAUCUUCCUCCAGCCGCUUCAGCUCCUCAGGGGGCGGCGGAGGAGGGGGCCGCUUCAGCUCCUCCAGUGGCUGUGGUGGGGGGAGCUCUCGUGGCUUUGGGAGGGGAGGUGGCAGCAGUUUUGGCUCCAGCUAUGGUGGAGGAUCUGGUGGUGGUUUUAGUGCUGGUAGUUAUGGUGGGGGCUUCGGGGGUGGUUCCAGAGGUUUUGGUGGCGGUUCUGGAGGUGUUUGUGGUGGGUCUGGGGGCUUUGGAGGUGGCUAUGGUGGUGGGUCUGGGGGCUUUGGAGGUGGCUAUGGUGGUGGCUUUGGUGGUGGGUCUGGGGGCUUUGGAGGUGGCUAUGGUGGCGGCGAUGGUGGCAUUCUUACUGCCAAUGAGAAAACCGUCAUGCAGGAUCUCAAUACCCGCCUGGCUUCCUACUUGGAUAAGGUGCAGUCUCUAGAGGAGGCUAACCGUGACCUGGAGAGUAAGAUCCAAGAUUGGUAUGACAGCAAGGGACCCAGUUUGUCCCAAAAGGACUACUCUUCUUACUAUGACACUAUUGAUGAUCUCAAGAACCAGAUUGUGGACCUGACAGUGGGCAACAACAAAACUCUCCUGGACAUUGACAACACUCGCAUGACACUGGAUGACUUCAGGAUAAAGUUUGAGAUGGAGCAAAGCCUGCGGCAAGGUGUGGAGGCCGACAUCAACGGCCUGCGGCAGGUGCUGGACAAUCUGACCAUGGAGAAGUCUGACCUGGAGAUGCAGUAUGAGACCCUGCAGGAGGAGCUGAUGGCCCUCAAGAAGAAUCAUCAGGAGGAGAUGAGCCAGCUGACUGGGCAAAAUGAUGGAGAUGUGAAUGUGGAGAUCAAUGUUGCUCCUAGCAAAGAUCUCACCAAGGCCCUCAACGACAUGCGCCAGGAUUAUGAGCAGCUCAUUGCUAAGAACCGAAAGGAAAUCGAGCAACAAUACGAGAGUCAGAUAACCCAGAUCGAGCAGGAAGUGACGUCUAGUGGCCAGGAGAUGGAGUCCAACACCAAGGAGGUGACCCAGCUUCGGCAUAGUGUCCAGGAGUUGGAGAUUGAGCUGCAGUCUCUGCUCAGCAAGAAAGCAGCCCUGGAGAAUUCCUUGGAAGAAACGAAGAACCGCUACUGUGGCCAGCUGCAGCAGAUCCAGGCGCAGAUCAGUGACCUGGAGGCCCAGAUCACUGAGACUCGGCAAGAGAUUGAGAGCCAGAAUCAGGAAUAUAGCCUUCUGCUCAGCAUCAAGAUGCGGCUGGAGCAGGAAAUUCAGACCUACCGCAGCCUCCUUGAGGGUGGCCAGGAAGACUUUGAAUCUUCUGGAGCUCAACAAAUUGGCUUGGGAGGUAGCCAAGGAGGUCGAGGAGGAAGUGGAUCUCGAGGCGGAAGUGGAGGCAGUUAUGGAAGAGGAUCCAGGGGAGGAAGUGGAGGCGGCCAUGGUGGAGGAAGUGGAUCCAGGGGAGGAAGUGGAGGCAGUUAUGGCGGAGGAAGUAGUUCUGGAGGAGGAGGUGGAGGCAGCUAUGGUGGAGGAAGUGGAGGCGGCUAUGGUGGAGGAAGUGGAAGUGGUUCUGGGGGAGGAAGUGGAGGCAGCUAUGGUGGAGGAAGUGGUUCUGGAGGAGGAAGUGGAGGCAGCCAUGGUGGAGGAAGUGGUUCUGGAGGAGGAAGUGGAGGCAGCCAUGGUGGAGGAAGUGGUUCUGGAGGAGGAAGUGGAGGCAGCUAUGGUGGAGGAAGUGGUUCUGGAGGUGAAGGCGGAGGCAGCUACGGCGGAGGAAGCGCAUCCAAAGGAGGAAGUGGUGGAAGAUCAUCCCAGUCCCAGUCCUCCUCCUCAAAAUCUGGUGACUAUGAUGAAUCAAAAGGCUACCACGUGCGAUACUAG